Messenger RNA from Populus trichocarpa (black cottonwood), 1181 nucleotides. RefSeq lists its product as uncharacterized. The coding region runs from base 156 to 800 and encodes 214 amino acids. The record is from RefSeq and is a predicted model, not a curated record. NCBI's taxonomy places the organism in Eukaryota, Viridiplantae, Streptophyta, Magnoliopsida, Malpighiales, Salicaceae. The transcript is spliced from 2 exons.
GUCUCAUUGAUGGUGCUGAUGAGUAUUUGCAGCUGCUGGAUGUGGCUAGCAACACAAUGCGAGCUCUCUGUAACAUGCCACAAGAACGUUAUUAUGAUAGUUAGGUAGCAUUCGAGCUCGGGUUGAGAUGUAGCACAAGUUACUUUCCAGUCGAGAUGGCAAUAGAAGCAGACGAUUCUUUCAAGAAACCUGGAGCUGUUCCAUUUAAAUGGGAGAUCCGACCUGGUGUCCCAAAGAUCCAACAAAAACAAUUACAGGAAAAACAGCAAAAGAAACCCCCGACAUUGCCAUCACCAUCACCACCUUUCAGUCAUCGUCAGCAAAAGAAAGAACUAUCACCCCCGACAUUGCCAUCAACUUCACCACCUUUCAGUCAUCCUAGUCCAUCGACAGCUCCUCUAGUACAAAAGCAAAAGCUUAAGCCUCCACCAGCUGGAUCCAUUUUCCUCCCUCCAUCAGAGCCCUGUGCCCGAUCAUUUCGCCCUGUUCUGCGUAGCUUGUCUGAGCGUUGGCGGUUCGAGCAACCUGUCCGUGUCCGACCUGAAUGUGUUUCAGCUGGGUGUUUCCCAUCACCUCUGUUAAGGAGAAAACAAAGCAAGAGGAGGACCGCCUUCAGCAUAGCCAAACCUGGAUCAGAACCUGAUUAUACCUCUGACCUUGACACGCUCUCUCGGUGGUCCAUUUCAAGUAGGAAGUCACUUUCGUCAUUCCGUGACUCACCAGCGUCCUCAUUUUCAUCAUAUCACUCAUCACCUCGACCCGUGAGUGAUGCCGAGUGGGCUGGGUUUGGACUUUUUUGAAGAACCCUACUAUAUAUACGCUGCUCUUUCAGAGGUUCUUUGAAGGAAUGUAUCUAUUGUUGCUUUGGAAUGUUUACCAAGUUGGUCAGCUUUGAAUACUUUGAUUGCUCUGCCGUCAUGGAAAAGCACUAUUGCCGCUUGUGUUGCCACUUUGUUGGAUCAGCAGCCCAAGAUGACCUGUGGAUAGUUGUUGUUAUAGUAAAGAGUAUUACUUGCAUGGAGUACUCUCGGAGUGUUGUUUUCUAUAUAGAUAAGGUAAAAGAUGCGACGAUGUUGUAAAUAAUUUUCCCAGAGGCUAUGGUCAAUGUCGUUGUGUAAACGCCAUUGCCUAGUUAUGUUACAGACAAGGGAAGUUUCAAUGAAGAAAAAUGUUUCUAUCAA